AGCGUGCAAGGAGUUCAACAUAAGCCAUAAGUCAUAACCAUAAACCAGAGCAUCGCUAUUAUCAAUUUUCUCAUCGCUUACAGAGUGAAAGUGGAAUGUACUAAUUUCAAUUUCUAACUAACCAUAAACCACCGUGGCUUCCUCAGGUUCACACCAGGGAAUUUCACGAAGAAAACCUUCUUCUUCUUCUUCUUCUUCUUCCCAACAACAAACCGGGUCGACCCGAAUUAUAUACAGAGAAUCUUCGAUCCAUUCCGAUUCCGAACUUCCGAUCUGGCAACGUAAUUGGUUCAUUGCAUUCCUCUUUAUAAUGGCUCUCGGUUUCUUCGCUCUCGCUAUUUUUCUCUUUCUCACUCUCGAUCCUGAUGUUUCUCCUUCUUCCACCGCUUCUGCUUCCGCUGCUUCAUCAGAAGGCGUCGAGGUUCAGAUUACUUAUGGUUCGGUUAUAAAGCUUAUGCACGAGAAAACGAAAUUUAGGUUGCAUUCUCAUGAUGUGCCAUACGGUUCUGGCAGUGGACAACAAUCGGUGACUGGUUUUCCAACUGUUGAUGAUUCCAAUAGUUACUGGAUUGUCAGGCCUGAGCCAGAAACUUCUGCUAAACAAGGCGACGCUAUUAAAAGUGGCACAAUCAUUAGAUUACAGCACAUGAGGACCAGGAAGUGGCUGCACAGCCAUUUGCAUGCUUCCCCAAUUUCUGGCAAUCUCGAGGUCAGUUGCUUUGGUGGAGAGAAUGAUUCUGACACGGGGGACUAUUGGAGGCUUUCAAUAGAAGGAAGUGGAAAGACUUGGAAGCAGGAUCAGAGGAUUCGGCUUCAACAUAUUGACACUUCAGGCUAUUUACAUAGUCAUGAUAAGAAAUAUAGUCGGAUAGCUGGGGGACAGCAGGAGGUUUGUGGUGUUCGUGAAAAGCGCGCCGACAAUAUCUGGUUGGCAGCUGAAGGUGUCUACCUUCCUGUUACUGAAGGCAAACAAGCUGCUGAGUAGUAUCAAUAUUUUGUCCAAUUAACAUGGAUUAUGUAAUUGGGAGGGUAGCAUUGUUAGAGGCAGAGUAUCUGUUGAAUGGAAAUAUAAGUGAGCACUCUUAGGAUGAUAUAAUAGAUAGAUAUAUUUUCUCAUAGGUCCACUUUGUUAUGAAGUAUUGCAGGCCCUUCUCCUCGCAGAAGUACUCGAUGCAUCUGUUAUUUUUGUUGUGUAAUGUGCUAAUGGGUAAUUUUUCGAAUAGGACUAAAAGGAUGAAUUUGCAGUAGUUGAACUUCAUUUUUUCAGGUGAAAUAAGUCAAGUCCAUUAUACUGA
Messenger RNA from Trifolium pratense (red clover), 1295 nucleotides. Its product is annotated as stromal cell-derived factor 2-like protein. The transcript has 6 exons. Bases 311 to 985 code for a protein of 224 amino acids. The record is from RefSeq and is a predicted model, not a curated record. Lineage: Eukaryota; Viridiplantae; Streptophyta; Magnoliopsida; Fabales; Fabaceae.